Entrophospora candida is the source of this 180-nucleotide messenger RNA. The record is from the annotation of a GenBank genome assembly. NCBI's taxonomy places the organism in Eukaryota, Fungi, Glomeromycota, Glomeromycetes, Entrophosporales, Entrophosporaceae.
AUGACUGAUUUUGCAUUUGGAAAUAUUAAUAGAGCUUUUGUAAGAUUCUGUCACAAGAAUGCUCCCAAAGAUUGUCCUUUUUGCAAAGAGCCAUCUGGAAAACCUUAUGCUACCAGUAAAAAGAAAAACACAGAGAACCCUUUGUGUGAAAAGAAAUUAAAAUUAGCACUGUCUGAAUAA